GCGUGUCGCCUGACCGGAUGAUGACUGACUGAAGUUUUAUCACUGUAGUUUUCUAUUCCGUCUUUUCUAUUAAUUUAAAUAGCGCGUCACUGUAGCCCUGUUAUUUAGAAUCUAGUUACUGAGCCGAACCCAAAUCUGACAACAAUCACGUUUUAACAGUCGACUUGACUUUUACGCUUUUUCCGUGAAAGGAAACUCCAGUUCGCAAGUGAGAGAGCGCAAAGAUCCGACCCAUUUCUCUCUCGGAGUCUUGUCUCUCUCUCCCUGUCUCUCCGAGAAUCCUGAGUUGAGUCCGCCGGAGAGAAGAGCAGCAGCCAUGGGGAACCGGGGUAUGGAAGACCUUAUUCCCCUCAUCAACAAGCUCCAGGACGCCUUCAGCUGCAUCGGCCAGAGCUGCAACCUGGACCUGCCGCAAAUCGCCGUGGUCGGAGGGCAGAGCGCCGGGAAAAGCUCGGUUCUGGAAAAUUUCGUUGGAAGGGACUUUCUACCCCGGGGCUCUGGUAUCGUGACCCGAAGACCUCUUGUCCUUCAACUGGUCAACAACCAAGCAGAGUAUGCUGAGUUCCUUCAUUGUAAAGGUCGUAAGUUUGUGGACUUUGAUGAGGUGCGUUUGGAGAUUGAGGCCGAGACUGAUCGCAUCACUGGGUCCAAUAAGGGAAUCUCUGCUGUUCCCAUCAACCUCCGAGUCUAUUCCCCUAAUGUGUUAAACCUGACUCUUAUAGAUCUACCAGGGAUGACUAAGGUAGCGGUGGGAGACCAGCCAGUCGACAUCGAGCACCAGAUCAGAGACAUGCUGAUGCAGUUCAUAACUAAAGAAUCCUGUCUGAUCCUGGCUGUGACUCCAGCUAACCAGGAUCUGGCCAACUCUGAUGCUCUCAAGAUUUCUAAGGAGGUCGACCCUCAAGGGUUACGUACCAUCGGAGUGAUCACCAAGCUGGACCUGAUGGACGAGGGGACGGACGCACGGGACAUUCUAGAGAAUAAACUACUGCCGCUACGCAGGGGUUACAUUGGGGUGGUGAAUCGUAGUCAGAAGGAUAUUGACGGCAGGAAGGAUAUUAAAGCAGCUCUGGGUGCAGAGAGGAAGUUCUUCCUGUCUCAUCCAGGAUACAGACACAUAGCCGACCGCAUGGGAACACCACAUCUACAGAAAACACUCAACCAGCAACUGACCAACCACAUCCGGGACACGUUGCCAGGGUUACGUAGUAAGCUCCAGAGCCAGCUUCUAUCUCUGGAGAAAGAGGUGGAGGAAUACAAGAACUUCAAACCAGACGACCCGACACGCAAGACCAAGGCCCUACUGCAGAUGGUUCAGCAGUUUGGUGUAGACUUUGAGAAGCGUAUUGAGGGAUCAGGGGAUCAGGUGGAUACUGCAGAGCUCUCUGGAGGAGCUAGAAUCAACAGGAUCUUCCACGAGAGAUUCCCCUUUGAACUGGUCAAGAUGGAGUUUGAUGAGAAGGAGUUGAGGAGAGAGAUCAGUUAUGCCAUCAAGAACAUCCAUGGAGUGAGAACAGGCCUGUUCACUCCUGACCUCGCCUUUGAGGCCAUAGUGAAAAAGCAGAUCAUUAAACUGAAAGAGCCCUGUCUGAAAUGCGUGGACCUCGUCCUGUCCGAGCUCACCUCCCUCGUCAAGAAGUGUACCGGAAAGCUUGGCUCCUACCCCAGACUGAGAGAAGAGACAGAGAGAAUUGUCACAACCUACGUCAGAGAGAGAGACAUCAAAACCAAAGACCAGGUGCUGCUGUUGAUUGACAUUGAGCUGUCUUACAUCAACACAAAUCAUGAGGACUUCAUUGGCUUCGCAAACGCGCAACAGAGGACCACUGUUACUGCUGCUAUUAACAACAAGAAGAGAGUGAUGCCAAACCAGGUGAUCCGGAGGGGCUGGCUCACUAUCAACAUAAGCAUUAUGAAGGGGGGGUCCAAAGACUACUGGUUCGUCCUGACUGCAGAGUCACUGUCCUGGUACAAGGAUGAGGAGGAGAAAGAGAAGAAGUACAUGCUGCCUCUAGAUAAUCUGAAGCUGAGAGACGUGGAGAAAGGUUUCAUGUCCACAAAACACACAUUCGCCAUCUUCAACACCGAGUCCAGGAACGUGUAUAAGGACCUACGUCAGAUCGAGCUGGCCUGUGACACACAGGAGGAUGUGGACAGCUGGAAGGCUUCGUUCCUCAGGGCUGGAGUUUACCCUGAGAAAGACCAGGUUGACAGUGAGGACACGGGACCAGCAGAAUCCUUCUCUAUGGAUCCCCAGCUGGAGAGGCAGGUUGAGACCAUAAGGAAUCUAGUGGAUUCCUACAUCGGCAUCGUCAACAAGUCCAUCAGGGAUCUAAUGCCCAAGACCAUCAUGCACCUCAUGAUCAACAGCGCUAAAGACUUCAUCCAUUCUGAGUUGUUGGCCUACCUGUAUUCCUGUGGGGACCAGGGCAGUCUGAUGGAGGAGUCAGCUGACCAGGCUCAGAGGAGAGAUGAGAUGUUGAGGAUGUACCAUGCGCUGAAAGAAGCCCUGCUGAUCAUAGGAGACAUCAGUACAACCACAGUGUCAGCACCUGUACCUCCACCUGUAGACGACACCUGGAGGACCAAGGACCCCCAGCCCCCUCCUCAGGCCAGACCAGUCCCGGCCGCUGCCCCCCUCCUAGUCGCCCCCCCCGGCAGCAAGAGGCCCCACCGCCGCCCCUCCCCCUCCAGUCCCCAAAACCCAGCUUUCGGGGCGCCCCUCAUCCCCUCUCGGCCCGGACCCCCACCAGUCAACACCUACAGUGCCGCGGACCCUGUCGUCAAUGUCCCCCUGAUCCCAUCUCGCCCAGCCAGGGUACCCCCGGCCCUGCCCCCCGGCAUACCCAGAAGACCCCCAGCGGCCCCAGGCCGGCCCACCAUCAUACGCCCUUCAGAGCCUUCACUGCUGGACUAGACAGACAGAAAGACAGACAGACAGACAGACAAAAUGAACAAUUACCACUCCUAAUGUCCUUUCACUACAAAGAAACACUUUGCGUAACGUUGAUGUUUUAUUCCCUAACAUGAUUCAAGACUGUCUUUCAUGUAUUCUUUCUUAAUAUUCAUAUUGUCAUGUUGUUGUUAUUUCAUGUAUUCUUUAUAUUAUUAUUUACUAUUUUACUUGUUUUUUCAUUUAAGCAACACUAUGUACUUUUGAUCACAUAGUUUUUUUUUAUAGCUUUGUUACAAUGUUUAAUACCUUCAAUUUUUCAAAGGGAUUGAGAGAGAGAGAGAAAAAUGAAACCUACCUUUUUUUGUUUAACUCUUUAACUUACUUUAAUGAACUUAGUUCAAACCGGUGGAUUAGACAGAAUUUAAAAUCAAACAGUUUUAAAUAAUGUAACAGAUUUUUGUGAAUACCUAGAAUACUUCUUCACAUGGAAGCACUUAUUCCGUUUAAAAAUAAAUAACAAAUACACUCCAUAA
Oncorhynchus masou masou (cherry salmon) is the source of this 3429-nucleotide messenger RNA. RefSeq names its product dynamin-2-like. Gene Ontology annotation, biological process: synaptic vesicle endocytosis. Gene Ontology annotation, molecular function: microtubule binding; GTPase activity; GTP binding. Gene Ontology annotation, cellular component: synapse; cytoplasm; membrane. The record is from RefSeq and is a predicted model, not a curated record. The transcript has 21 exons. The coding region runs from base 317 to 2917 and encodes 866 amino acids. NCBI's taxonomy places the organism in Eukaryota, Metazoa, Chordata, Actinopteri, Salmoniformes, Salmonidae.